Molecule: messenger RNA, 3065 nt
Organism: Zychaea mexicana
Lineage: Eukaryota; Fungi; Mucoromycota; Mucoromycetes; Mucorales; Lichtheimiaceae
Exons: 8
Coding region: 59-2860 (933 amino acids)
Biological process (GO): small GTPase-mediated signal transduction; cytoskeleton organization
Cellular component (GO): plasma membrane; cell division site; cytoplasm
Molecular function (GO): GTPase activator activity
Source: RefSeq, a predicted model, not a curated record
ACUCCUUUGCCUGCUUUUUCCUUUUUUUAAAAAUUCCUUUUAAACCAAGAAAGGGCCAAUGGCACCAUCACGACACCAUUCACCAACGCUCCAUUUUGAAAAUGCGUUUUGGUCACAAAAAGCAACCGGAGGACCCCUUCCCGACUUUCAGACCGGUCUUCAAGUGCUCCACAACAAGCUAAACCAAAGCAAAGUAGAAAACGAUGAAAUUAUACAAUUUUUUAAAGAACGGAUUGCCAUUGAGGACAAUUAUGCGAACCGGUUGGGUGAUCAGGCCAAAGGUUCCUUGAAAUCCUCUGGGUUUGGACGCGAUGACGGUGCGGUUUUGAAGGGGUGUUUUGAAAAUAUGCGUGCUGCGAGCGGUCAGUUCAGUAUGCAGCACAAGCAGACGGUCUCGGCAUUGACGGAUACGGUGCUCAAACCGUUGAACAAGUUUCAAGACGAGUAUAAGCGGUCGAUCACGACGAGUAAACAGUCGGUGGAUGCGGCGAUGAAACAGUUUGAUGGAUUGGUCAAGGAGAUGGACAGGGCCAAGACGACGUACCAAAAGAGAUGGAAGGAAGCUGUGGUGGCUGGAGAACAAUGGGAGCAGCAACAGCAGCAAAAGAAGGAUGAGGAGGAGAAAAAGAAGGAGCUGGAAGCGGAAAACUCACCAUCACCCAAUGUGCAGCCAGGAGAAAAAGAAGAAGCUGACCAGAUAGUAAAGGAUCAUCAUACGGGUGACGGACAGAGCCCCAAAGAGCAACAACAGUCGGAAGAGCAAGACGACAACAACGACGAAGACGACGACGACGACGACAGAAUCAGCGUCGAGAUGAUCCUUAUUGGCAACCAACGCAUGUCGCGCACCGAAUUGAACGCUCUCGUGGAGAGAAUGCGUAGCGAGAUCAGAGUGGGCGACUAUCGAGUGCCCAUACUGGGAAAAUAUCAAAACACGUCGACGGGUGAAGAUAUCUCCGUAUGGCUUCAACACACCAUGCCUCAAUGCAAGGAUUCGCCUGCCAUGGCAGACGUGGUUGCCCAGCAGCUGAUCCAUCCGCUCGGUGUUUUGCGACUCGUUGGUCAACGUGGCAAUAAAUUUGCACCAUCACCCCAAUCCUACUAUCAAUGGCAACAGUUGCCCCAGCAACAACAGCAUCAUCAUCAUCAGCAGCAACAACAGCAACAAAACAACAACGAUGAGGGUAGUGCGAGUACGUCAAAUUACGGCUUUGGCUUUUUCGAACGCAUUGGAGGACAGCCUGUGCCGGGAGAAGAGGUGUACAAGCGGGCACAGAGAGAAGCAACGUUAGCGGAUGAAACGUAUCGUGCCGCUGUCAAAAGGAUCGAUCAAAUGCGGAUGGUUGUGGAACAAGCAUUGUUUGCUCAUUUUGCCGAGAUGGAACAGGUGGAAUUGAAACGGUUGGCAGUGCUGAAACAAGCGAUUGCCUCCUUUUCACUGUGUCUCUCGGAAAUGUUGCCUGGUGACAAGGCUAUCGUGGAAGAGAUGCUUGUGUAUCAAGAAUCCUUAAAGCCAGAGCAAGACAUUCAAUACAUUGUCCAACAGUACUGCGUGUCUGGAUUCUCGCCUAAGCCCAUUUUGUACGAUAACCAGAAUCACGGAGUAGCACACGACCAGAUAUUUGGUGUUUCCCUUGAUGAUCUCGGUAAAAUGACCGAUGAUAAGGUGCCCAAGUUUGCUCGCUGUCUUUUGGAAGCCAUUGAGCUCAAAGCAUCUGAGACACUAGACGAGAAAGAAAAACACCAACUAUGGUCAACCCGACUACCGUUGGAUCGGAUUCAUGCGAUAUGCGCGGAUCUCAAUAUACCCAGUAGCCAGAUUACAACCGAGCUGUUACAGCAAUAUGAACCCAUGACACUUGUUGCUAUCCUUCGGUUAUAUCUUUUAGAAUUGCCCGAAUGCUUGAUGACGUUUGAGUUUUAUGACGCCGUGCAAGCAUUGUAUGCCACUACUAGUGACGUUGAACAGGAAGAUGAGGAUACCACUUUACGGCUACCGUCCUUGAGUAACUUGAUCGCAACUUUGCCGGGAACUCACUUUGCCACAUUAAGAUUACUGUCAUCCCAUAUCCACAAAGCUGUGCAACAAGACGAUAUCCAGCUGGUCAGUCGGUCACUCGGCCCAGUCAUUUUACGCCCUCGGAUCGAGUCUUUGUUAACUAUGACAAGCCCCAUGCCUACACAGUUUGCCCGAGACCUGCUUAGACACCAUGAUGUAGUGUUUAGCGAAGCAACGCUCAAGUCGCAUACCGAGAGCGAAAAGCGACGUCAAGCCCGCCCGCUGAUAGCGACGCACUAUUCUUUACCCGCGACGCGUGGUACUACUACUGUCACUACUACAGGAACAGCCAAUCAUGAUCAUAAAGCCAUUGCUAGCGAUCCCGCUGCAGCAUCAGCAAGUCCGACGAAACAGCGACGCGGCAUCAUGUCCUUUAUGCGUAGCAACAACAACAACAACAACAAUAACAACAACAAUGAGUCUAAUAAUAACAGUAACACCGACAAAUGGAUGGGGGUUUUUCAACGUAACAAUUCCGUGUCAUCGUCAUCCUCGUCAACCCAUAGUUCAUCGGAGCAACAGCGAUCCUCGUUCACUCGUCCAACACCGCUUAUCCCCACGACUGCUAUCACCCAAGGAUCACCGCCAACAUCACCGACAACGACGACUACUACGACUACCUCAUCUGUAACGACCAGAAAUAUCAAGGAAUCGCCACGACCCUCGUCGGUAGCAACCACUGCCACAGUUGAGGAGCAGCCAGCAACAGCAAAUGUGACUACGAAACAAAUAGUGUUUGACGCUACUGAAGAAUCACACAAUGAUGACGGCGAACUAGAUCCGUUCUUUGAUGACGACUAAGCUAGUAGUAAAACAGUAAUUUAAGCUUUUUUUCCUUUUUCUUUUUUACAUAAUCUUUUUUUUUUAAUGUUAUGUGAAGAGAUCUCCAUCGAGUGUCCACACUCUUCCACUUAUGGUUUACAAAGUGGCAAGCUCUAGCUUAUAACGAUGUUUUUGACAAAGAAAAAAACUUUUUUUAAAUUCAGAGUCGGCUUGGAAAGCAAAC